Messenger RNA from Doryrhamphus excisus (bluestripe pipefish), 1827 nucleotides. It is a transcript of the gene kdf1b, whose product is annotated as keratinocyte differentiation factor 1b. NCBI's taxonomy places the organism in Eukaryota, Metazoa, Chordata, Actinopteri, Syngnathiformes, Syngnathidae. Gene Ontology annotation, biological process: regulation of epidermal cell division; keratinocyte development. The record is from RefSeq and is a predicted model, not a curated record. Gene Ontology annotation, cellular component: cell junction.
UUUUGCUACCUCCACCUUGUCGCUCAGGUGUAUGAACUGUCGAAAACAACUUCCCAAAGGCGAAAAGUGGAGAAAGAGUUUAUGGACGAGAUGUAGUACUUGUUUUGAUGUCAAAUAAAAGGGAGCUAUCACAACAAUAAGUUAGGAGCUGGUACGUGGAAGAACCGUCAAUUGAAGUCAUGUCUGUGGGCAGUGCGGGCAACAUGAGAGAGACCUCAGGGCCUGGCAGCUACCAGCGAGGACUGAGCCAGACAAGCAGCCAGAGGUCUUUGUCCUAUGAAGAACGCUGUGUAGACCCUGCAGCGCCAGAGACCCAGAAGCUAAAGACAGGCCAAUACAAGGAUGCAAACGGGAAGCAGUCUGAGACAACAGGUUUUAUCGCUUCUUCAGCCGAGCCUCCCUCCACCCCUCAAACCUGCAAUCCCUGCGCCUCCCCGAGAGCUUGCAGGAUCUUUAUGUGUAGUGUUUUGACCUGUGGCCUUUAUAGAGUAUGUAUGCGUGCCCCGUGUCUGCCGCCAAAACAGAGCGCCACAGAGGAGCCGGAACAGCUGAGCCUUCGAGCUGAGAAUCCGGUAGACAAGCAAGAAGAGGAAGACGACUGGCUGGGCGACGUCUGCAUUAAUGGAGUCAAAGUGGACAGUCCGAGAGAUUAUAUAGUAACCGAAGAUGUAAUAUACCUGCCUCAAAAGCAGCCCUGCCACCUAUCCCUGCAGGAGUGUAUAGGGCUAGACGACUGGGAGGGCGGCGAGGAGAACGUGGACUCGCUGAUUACGAAGAAGCUUCUGGAGCUUUACACCGAGUAUCAGAUAGAAGAGUUGGCCCGGUGCACGUCGGACUCUGUGUUUCUGCGCAAGAGCAAGGACAUCAACCAGCUCAUCAACACGUUGGCCGAGGAGCAUCAAAUGGACGAGCAGGAGGCCGAGUGUCGUCUGGUGCGCGGCAUCAUCCGCAUCAGCACUCGCAAGAGCAAGAAGAAGAAGAGGUCGCACGUCUCCCGCACAGAGAGAACAUUGUCGGACAGCGGCAAUGAGACCAUGAGGGAGAGCAGCUCUGUUACGUUCAGCAACAACAAUGACUACAAAUCCAAUCCAAACAUUCAAAUAUCAGAAUUGACUUCCUCUGACAAGUGUGCCAGAGAGAUGUGGAGGAACAAUGGAGGUCGAACGUCCAGCUCAUCAAUAACCUACUCCCCCUCCCACACAGAGACUAACUCGUCCGGUGUCCCACUGAUUCGCACUUCUGUCAGAACAUGAUGCCUGCCGCACGCUUUCCGUUUAUACAUUUGUACUAUCACCUGUGAAGGAUGUCAGCCAACUCAGGACUCUCUGUUUUAAAUGAUAGCUGAGCUCCACCAGCAGCUCUUGAUGAUUUUUUAAAAAUAAUCACAGUUAGCAUCUUGAUAAAACCAGAAUUUCCUCAUCCUAUUGUUUUGUAAUUUAUAUAUUUUUCAUGUACAUAUCCGUUUGUUAUACAUACAUGCAUACUGCAACAUACAUUGUAAUGAGGCAUUCUGUAUAUUGUUAAUGGGCCCCAUGAAACCUCACAUGGCUGCUCAUGUGGGACUGUUCAGACUUAUCUGCUCUAUAGCUACUGCGGAUAUAUGCUCUCAGGUAUAGCUAAUUCUAUUAUUCUUAAAUGAAUGGUGUAAAUAUGCCCUGAUUUUCUAACCUCAAUUUCCCCAUGGUGUCAUCUGUACAUUUUAAUUCCAUGCAACAAACUAAUUACUUUUUGUCCUGGACCAAACAUUAAAGUGAUGCUGUGUUUGUUUUUUGUAAUGAAGUGGUUUACAAAAUAAAUCCGGUGAGGUGGCCUUUUCAGGCUCUCAGU